Antechinus flavipes (yellow-footed antechinus) is the source of this 6694-nucleotide messenger RNA. RefSeq names its product Yes1 associated transcriptional regulator (gene YAP1). Gene Ontology annotation, molecular function: transcription corepressor activity; transcription coactivator activity; protein binding. The coding region runs from base 1283 to 2824 and encodes 513 amino acids. The transcript is spliced from 9 exons. The record is from RefSeq and is a predicted model, not a curated record. Gene Ontology annotation, cellular component: cytoplasm; nucleus. Lineage: Eukaryota; Metazoa; Chordata; Mammalia; Dasyuromorphia; Dasyuridae. Gene Ontology annotation, biological process: positive regulation of transcription by RNA polymerase II; hippo signaling.
UUCGAAGGUUUAUGGGUGGGUACAAGUUAGAGAAAGAUAGUGAACACAUGACAAUUCAAGAUUUUUGCUUAAAAAUGACCUUUAUGCAAAAUAUGCAAAUAUCCAUGAGGACUAACUACCUAAUGCAAGUCUGGCCUGUUUUAUGAGUUAGCAGCAAUUAUUGCUUCGUAGUCUCAAGGCUGCUGCAUUAACUUUUUAAUACUCCAAGGGCUUGGAAUCAGUGCAAUUCUAUAGCUUUUACCAACUUAAGUGAUUUUACAAAACCAAAGCGAACGCUGCCAAAUUAAAAGGAAAGGCUAUCUAUAUGUGUGAGAGGGAGAAGUGGGAGAAGAUUCCUCAGCGGGAGUGGAUCGCACAAAGCACCCGAAGACAUCCUGUAGUUGAGAAUAAACUUCAAUUCCCGGAGGGAAAGGGGUAUCUUAAAACCAGAUAUGGCCCAAAGUUUCUCCAAGUGCUGCUUUCCAAUGCAGCCACACUGAGAGGCAAUGGCCAAAGUUUCUGUCCCUUUAAGCAAUCAGGGAGGAUUAGGGUGAGGGGGAGAUCUUAGUCGCUUGGUGGUCACGUGAAACAGGGAGAGAAAUUGGAGGUCCCGGAGGUGGCUGGGAAGGAGGAACUUCGGGGGAAAGUUUUUUUCCUUUUUCUUUCUUUCUUUCUUUCUCCCCCCACCCCCCUCCCCUUUCCCUCUCCUGGGCGCGGAUUCGGUGCGGGCGGGCGCGCAGAGGCAGGAGGAGGCGGAGUCGGCGGCCGGCUCGGGAGGGCAGUUCUCCAAAACUUUAGUUUUGGUGUCUGCUGAGAUUUUGGGUCUCAGUCGGGCGCAGCCGCCGCCGGGAAAAGAAAGAAAGCAAGAAAAGAAGGAAGGAAGGAAAGAAAGAAGGAAGGAAACUAAAGAAAAGAGAAAGAAGAGAAGGAAAAGAACAAGUCUGAAUUCCGUAAGAGGAGUUCAGGGAGAAAAGUUUUCUGGCCGCUAAGAUCCCGAGCGGAGCCACUCCCGAAACUCCGGAGCGGCGUCCGGAGGAGAGUCCAGGGGCCCCAGAAGGGGCGGAGGGGUCGUAGCCGGGGAUGUGGCGCUGCCCCGCGGACCCCCAGCUCUGAGAAAAGGACGAAGAAGAGGAGGAAGGAAAGGAAGCCACCCUAGCCGCCUGCGCCUGCGGGGCCCCUGGUCCUCGCCGCUUCCCGAGUUCUUUCUAGUUGCGGGUCCGGGGCUGUCCCGGACGGGCGGAGCCCUCCCCUUGCCGGGUUAGGAGGUGCGUGCCGGGGGGGAGGGAAGCGCAGGGUGGGAGAAAUGGAUCCGGUCCAGCAGCCGCCGCAGCCGCCCUCUCAGGGCCAGGGGCAGCCUCCGUCCCAACCCCCCCAGGGUCAGGGUCAGGGACCACCGACUGGCCCCGGGCAGCCGGCACCUCCGGGGGCUCCGGGCUCCCAGGCUGCGCCGCCGCCCCCAGCUGGGCAUCAGAUCGUGCACGUCCGGGGGGACUCGGAGACCGACUUGGAGGCGCUCUUCAACGCCGUCAUGAACCCCAAGACUGCCAAUGUGCCUCAGACAGUACCCAUGCGCCUCAGGAAACUGCCCGACUCCUUCUUUAAGCCACCGGAGCCCAAAUCGCACUCCAGACAGGCUAGCACUGAUGCAGGGACUGCAGGAGCCCUGACUCCUCAGCAUGUCCGAGCCCAUUCCUCUCCAGCCUCAUUACAACUUGGGGCUGUUUCCCCUGGGACACUUAGCCCCUCUGGAGUAGUGUCUGCCCCAGGAGCUGCGCCCACUGGUCAACACCUUCGACAGUCUUCCUUUGAGAUCCCAGAUGAUGUUCCUUUACCAGCAGGCUGGGAGAUGGCCAAGACAUCAUCUGGCCAAAGAUACUUUUUAAAUCACAUCGAUCAGACGACAACAUGGCAGGACCCCAGGAAGGCAAUGCUUUCCCAGAUGAAUGUUACAGCUCCCACCAGUCCACCAGUCCAACAAAACAUAAUGAAUUCAGCCUCAGGGCCCCUUCCUGAUGGAUGGGAACAAGCCAUGACCCAGGAUGGAGAAAUUUACUACAUAAACCAUAAGAACAAGACCACCUCUUGGCUAGACCCAAGGCUUGACCCUCGUUUUGGUAAAGCCAUGAACCAGAGAAUCAGUCAGAGUGCUCCUGUGAAGCAGCCGCCACCCCUGGCUCCCCAGAGUCCCCAAGGCAGCGUGAUGGGUGGAGGUAGUUCUAAUCAGCAGCAGCAGAUGAGACUACAGCAGCUGCAGGUGGAAAAAGAGAGGCUCCGACUGAAGCACCAGGAACUGCUUCGGCAGGUGAGGCCACAGGCAUUGCGGAAUGUCAAUCCCAGCACAGCAAAUUCUCCAAAACGUCAGGAAAUAGCUCUGCGGAGCCAAUUACCAACUAUGGAACAAGAUGGUGGAACUCAGAAUCCAGUAUCCUCUCCUGGAAUGAAUCAGGAACUGAGAACAAUGACUACAAAUAGUUCUGAUCCCUUUCUCAACAGUGGCACCUAUCAUUCCCGAGAUGAGAGUACAGACAGUGGGCUGAGCAUGAGCAGCUAUAGUGUACCCAGGACCCCAGAUGACUUCCUGAACAGUGUUGAUGAAAUGGAUACAGGUGACAGUAUCAGCCAAAGCAACAUACCCUCACAGCAAAACCGUUUCCCAGACUACCUUGAAGCCAUUCCAGGGACAAACGUGGACCUUGGGACGCUGGAAGGAGAUGGGAUGAAUAUAGAAGGAGAAGAACUAAUGCCAAGUCUUCAAGAAGCUUUGAGUUCUGACAUCCUUAAUGACAUGGAAUCUGUUCUGGCUGCCACCAAGCUAGAUAAAGAGAGCUUUCUCACAUGGUUAUAGAAGCCUCAGGGAGACUAAAUUCUGCAUCUGUGAAGGAUCUAAAGAAAAAAGACAAUUGUGUUUUAAUUUUCCAAAUAAGCCACUGUGGCAGACUUUUGGCUUACUUAGAGCUGAACCAACAUCCAGCAAGAUUCUUUCAUCCCAAUAUUUUGCUCUUCCUUGUCCAUUGCUGCUGUUAUAUAUUGCUGACCUCUUUUACAGUUGGCUCUGAAGAAUCAACAACUUUGGUUUUGAUCUUUAUUUCUAUUGCUGUUGCAACUACUGUUCAUUUUGGGGGUUGGGGAAAAUGAGCCCGUUUGGCUGAUGAAUACCAUUCCUUUUGCCCAAUUAUGUGUUCACCUAUCAUUUUAGCUAAGUGCUCUGACUUGUGAGUUAAAUGCUACAUGUCACAGCUUGUAGUUUAUUCUAGUAGUUGUCUCUUCAGCUGCCUGUGGCAAGUGGAAAAACAUGACUUACUGGUUUGACAAGCCAAAAACGAUGUAUCUGAUCAAAAGAACUCAACGCUGACAUGGAGGAGGAUACAGCUCAAACCAAGAGUGAGCACUGUGUUGGAUAUUCAGUAUUUUCCACUAUUAGCUCUGUCAUAAGUCACAUAAUGUCCUGGAUUCUACUUUAAGGCAUGGGACAGUUUCUGUAGAAACACAUGAAUUAUUGCCACAUAUUCUAGCUUAAUUUUUGUUUGUCAGAAAUGAGGCAAUUUAUCAUAUUAGUGAACAUGGUAGUUUAUAGUUUGGGAGGGUUAUUGUAGUUUUUCUUUAUGGUGAAAUCUACAUUCUGGUUUCAUAGUCUUAUUUAAAUCUUGAUUUGUCCGCCCUUUUUAUACAUAUAUAUUAUAUAUACUUACAAUAUGUUUAUGUUAGGCUGAUAGCUGAAUAUAUAGUUUUAUAUGUUUUCCCUUUAACUUUUCAGUUUAUUUUUUAAAAGGUAGUUUUGAAUGUAUCCAUUUAGAAUACAUGACCAGUGGCUAAUUUUUUCAUGCCUAUUAUUAAAAUGUGUAAUUUAAAUCUGGGGGCAGUCCAAAGGUAUGUAGCUGGUGGGACGGGAUUGUUCCAAACAAAGAUGUUGCAUCAGCCUCCUGCACUCUGUGGGCACAAAACUAAUACAAUCUGAUCAAUUUGAGAAAAACAAGAAGAAUGGUCCCCUCCAACUUCCCACACAUCCAAAUAAGCUCCAACCCACAUGGGCUCCUCACUUUUAGUAAAAUCAGUAAGGAAAAUAAUAUUGAUAGUAAAAGACUUUAUUAAAAGGUUUUCUUUAUUCUCAUCUUAGAAGACAGCUAAUAAGAAAGCCUCAUGCAAUUAAUUCAGCAAACGUUUGUUUGCUGAACCCACCUACAAUAUACAAAGAGCUGAGCUCUGGGGGAAGUCUUAAAAGUUGGACUAUAAAAGGUCCCCACUUCACAAUGAUUAGGGAAAUUUGCCCGAUAUAGAAUGUAGAAGACUGUAAGGUUAUGUGUUAACUGGCAAAGGGUGAUCAGGUAAUUAAUUCAGUGCAUUUUGAUAGAUGAAUUGAGCACGGCAAUAGAGAGAUGAUUAUAUCUUUAUUUUAACAGGAAGAGAUAUUAGACUGACUCAUCUGCAAAAGUAAUAACAGUUCCAAAGAGUAUUUUUUUAAUAAACAAAAUGAGCAAUGAAUCAACUCUUCAGUAUAAGCUAUGAAGUAAUUUUUUUGUUUAUCAUUUAUAAAGAUACCAGCUAGCACAUCUAUAAUUAAGGGUCUGUCAAUGUUUCCAUGAUAAAUCCUUAUUUUCAAGGGUUUUUAUAAUUUAGCCAUUAAGAAAAAAAAUCCUAGCUGAAGCUUGGUUUGAAAAGUCUUGGCUCAAAGGAUAAAUAUACAUACAUAUAUAUAUAUAUAUAACUUUUUCCUAAUUAUGCAUUCUGAGUAGUUUGGCUCUUGGACUUAGAGGAGUGCAAAAGUGAAAGCAAGAAGUUCUAUGUUAGAAAAUCUCAGUGCUCCAAAAACUCAAUUACUGUGUUGUAUAUAAUGAUUUCUAAGCUGAUGGUUCAGAGUAGUUGACUUCAGGAAUUUUUAUUCCGCAAAAAAGCAGUGGAGAAAUUGAGUAUGGGGAAAAUGCACUGUGUACGUGUGUUGAUCUUGUAGAACAAUAGAAUAUUACUUAGAAUGCACAAUAUAGUAUGUAGAUGGUACAGCAUGUUGUUGUUUUUUAACGUGCAGAAGAUCAAAGCUACUCUGAAAGAGAACUAAAAUUCUGUUCUGCCAGUGUCACAAAUUAAUGUUUCCUCUUCAGUAGUAGCACAUAAAGUUGGGGGUCUUGUAAUAUUAAUGGGACCUUGAUAGAGAGUUUAGGAUUCUUUCUUUUUUUCCUUUUCUUCCAUAAAGACUAUCCUGUCUUGCCACUUGGUCAUUUAAAAGAAUAUUAUUCCAAAAUUUAAAGUCAAUUAAAUAAUUUGAUCUAAAAUCAUAAAACAAGAAAGAGUAUUUAGAUCUUAUAAUUUCCCAUCUAUUUUAAUUUGCCAAUUUAUACCUUAAUGUAAGCUUCUUAGCACACAUCACUGUAAACUUAUGUCCGACAUCUAGUGUGCUAGAGUGAGUAACAAUACUUCUUUCCUUUCUGGAGCUCAAGUCACAUCCAUGAUGUUACUUUUAGUAUUUUAUUUUUCCUAUAUAGUUUUUUUAAGACCACUUAAAACUUUCUUAUUGGGAGAAUGGGGAUAGCAUUGUGGUGGGUUCUGACAUUUAACUGGGUAUUCUUGAAUUGUUUUUAACACUAAACCAAUUUUGUCAUCCUUAGAUUUAUCAACUUUUUAACACUCAUGUUCUUUUCAAACAGAAAAAUUCUUCCAAGCUGUUUGUCCACUUGAUGGUCCAAAUUACUUUGGUUUUUCUGAUCGUUUAAAAGAAAAUGUUGAUAAAGUAGAUUUUUAAAAAUAAAAGUAUAAGUACCUUUUUUAAAGAAAGCUUGAUUGAUUAAAGCAAUGAUAUUUUAAUCAGAGAAUUGAGUGGUCUUAAAUACAUGUUCAGCAUUAAAUGUCUGUACUGUGUACUGAACUCUGGCAGGCAGACUGGGAAAUAUCAGUAAAUUAAGUAUACAAAAAAAAAUCAUACCAAUCAGUGUUGGAGCUUAAGCAAUGCAAAAAGGGGAGACAAUUUCAUUAUGAUUAACAGCUACAUAGUUUUUGCACAUCUUGGAAAUGAGUACUCAGAUGAAUUUCACUUUGUAAGCAUGUUUUUAUAAGAAUAGUGGGUGUGCCUAUCUAAACAAAACUUUUCUGUAUCUUGAAAAAGUACUCUCCACAUUUUAAAUGUUUUAUAUUAGAGAAUUAAAUGAACACUUGUCAAAUAUAUAUAUAUAGUACAAAUGUUACAUUUUUGUUUUAGAUGUAAGAGCAUGCCAGUAUGUUAGGUACAAUACUGUUACAUUAUUUUUCCUUAUGUAAUACUUUUUCAUUUGUUUAUGUGGUAUAAAUAUAUACUUUAUGCUUAAACUCACUUCGUUGUUUUUAACAGUUAGUGGUAUUUAAAGCCAUUUUGGUUCUUUAGGUAUAGAUAGCAUUUGAAUUUUAAAAUCCAGUUAUAUUGGUUUUUGUUUCUUGAUUUUGCUGUUUUUUAAGCCUCUGUACUCAUCACUUAGCUGCCAGUGCAGCCAUGGGCUCUGUCACUUGUAGCACAGCGAUAUCGCUGUUCAUGUUUCCUAAGGACUUGCUGUGCAUAAAAACACAGCAUCAAGAUGACUGGGAAGAAUGUAAUGACCCCCUCUGUGACAGCCUGCAGUUUUAUUUCCCUAGCCUGUCCUCCUUGGUGCCUUGGAAUUUCCUCACACUUAACGUUAGUGGAUACCUCAUUUGGGCAGAUUCUAGGCUUCCGAUGUCUUGUCGCAGGUUUAUUAAUAAAGACAUUCCAGAACUCAAA